CCAAAGGCGGUGCUUAAGCAGCUCUGUUUGGAAGAGAGGAGGGACCAGACCAGACCACCCUGAUUCAAAGUAAAGUAUGAAUGUCCGUUUAAUUUGACUGGGGAGAUGUCCUGUUGUCUUCGUUGAACAUGAGGUCCGAAUCAACACGGAGUCAUCAGAGAUACUGAUCCAACAAUAUCAAGGACUUCCAAGCUCCUGAUUGAAAACGACAUUUUUACUUUGUUUCAUUUCCUAUCCAUUUUGUUGGUCAAUCCCAAAGGUUUCAUUUAGGAAUAUUUCUGCUGCAUAAACCUAUCAAUUAUUGACAUAUUUCAGUUCACCAGUUCAACCAUCUCAAUGGCGUUUUUAAUGAAAAAGAAGAAGUUCAAGUUUCAAAUCCAUUUUACAUUGGAGGAGCUCACAGCCGUGCCGUUUGUCAACGGGGUACUUUUCUGCAAGAUCCGAUUGUUGGAUGGUGGGGACUUUGCCAUCUCAUCAUCCAGGGAGGAGGUUCAGCAGAACUGUGUUCGUUGGAAAAAGAAGUUCUCCUUCGUCUGUAAAAUGAGUGCCAAUCCUACCACUGGAGUCCUGGACCGAUGCAUCUGCAGGGUUUCUGUACGCAAGGAGCUUAAAGGAGGAAAGACGUUUUCAAAGCUGGGCUUUGCUGACCUCAACAUGGCAGAGUUUGCUGGCUCAGGCUCCACCGUGCACUGCUGUAUUCUCGAGGGCUACGAUACCAAGAACACUCGACAGGAUAACUCCAUUCUCAAGGUUACUAUUGGAAUCACACUUUUGUCAGGGGAUCCCUGCUUUAAAACGCCCCCCAGCACGGCCAAGUCCGUCUCUAUCCCGGGCCAGGACCCCUCCCUGCAGCUGGACUGUAAGGGCGAGGGCACCGAUGCCAACUGUAACCCUCCCCCAGGGGCCGUCACCAGGACAUCAUCAGGACGGCCCCUCAAACCCAGACUCCCCUCAGCUCCUCUCAACGCUGGUCUACCUAGGGAGCAGUUGGAACAGAACCUGUCCAGCCCAGAUGAAGUGUUUCACACAGGACACUCCCGGAACUCCAGCUACGCCAGCCAGCAGAGCAAGAUAUCAGGCUACAGCACGGAACACUCUCGCUCCUCCAGCUUGACAGACCUCACCCACCACCGCAAUGCCUCAACCAGCAGCAGUACCUCCGGGAGCCUGGGCACCCCUACCCAGACCCCCCACGUCUUCGCCCACCCCCUCGCAGCAGACCCCCAGACACCAGGAGAGCCAGGCACCAAGCCUGAGAGACCCAUACGGCCCCUGCGGCCUGUCCUGCUCUCCAAUAGACCCUCCAGGAGGAAGAAGGACUCUGUGGAAAGCCACCCCACCUGGGUGGACGACACGCGCAUCGACGCCGACGACAUUGUGGACAAGAUCAUCCAGAGCCAGAACUUUGCUGAUGUCAACAACCAUAAAGAAGGUAUGUGGAGGGGGAGGAGCCAUGAUGGAACGGUGAAGACUAGUUGCUGAUGUCAUCAACCAUAAAGAAGGUAUGUGGAGGGGGAGGAGCCAUGAUGGAACGGUGAAGACUAGUUGCUGAUGUCAUCAACCAUAAAGAAGGUAUGUGGAGGGGGAGGAGCCAUGAUGGAACGGUGAAGACUAGUUGCUGAUGUCAACAACCAUAAAGAAGGUAUGUGGAGGGGGAGGAGCCAUGAUGGAACGGUGAAGACUAGUUGCUGAUGUCAUCAACCAUAAAGAAGGUAUGUGGAGGGGGAGGAGCCAUGAUGGAACGGUGAAGACUAGUUGCUGAUGUCAACAACCAUAAAGAAGGUAUGUGGAGGGGGAGGAGCCAUGAUGGAACAGUGAAGACUAGUUGCUGAUGUCAACAACCAUAAAGAAGGUAUGUGGAGGGGGAGGAGCCAUGAUGGAACGGUGAAGACUAGUUGCUGAUGUCAUCAACCAUAAAGAAGGUAUGUGGAGGGGGAGGAGCCAUGAUGGAACGGUGAAGACUAGUUGCUGAUGUCAUCAACCAUAAAGAAGGUAUGUGGAGGGGGAGGAGCCAUGAUGGAACGGUGAAGACUAGUUGCUGAUGUCAUCAACCAUAAAGAAGGUAUGUGGAGGGGGAGGAGCCAUGAUGGAACGGUGAAGACUAGUUGCUGAUGUCAUCAACCAUAAAGAAGGUAUGUGGAGGGGGAGGAGCCAUGAUGGAACGGUGAAGACUAGUUGCUGAUGUCAACAACCAUAAAGAAGGUAUGUGGAGGGGGAGGAGCCAUGAUGGAACGGUGAAGACUAGUUGCUGAUGUCAACAACCAUAAAGAAGGUAUGUGGAGGGGGAGGAGCCAUGAUGGAACGGUGAAGACUAGUUGCUGAUGUCAACAACCAUAAAGAAGGUAUGUGGAGGGGGAGGAGCCAUGAUGGAACAGUGAAGACUAGUUGCUGAUGUCAACAACCAUAAAGAAGGUAUGUGGAGGGGGAGGAGCCAUGAUGGAACGGUGAAGACUAGUUGCUGAUGUCAACAACCAUAAAGAAGACAGCAACCUCAGACUGUUUGUCAGCAAAGAUGGAACUACAGCCCUGAGUGGGAUACAACUGGGAAACAGUGUGAUUGCUGGUGUCUUUGAGCCGGUAGUGAUCGAGAGCCAUUAGCGAUGAAGAUUGAUGGAUGUCAAAUCGCUCUACCCCCCCCCCCCUCCCUCCAUCUACAUUUACAUUUACAUUUAAGUCAUUUUAGCAGACGCUCUUAUCCAGAGCGACUUACAUCUCACUCAUUCCCUCAGCUGGUGGGAAACGGGUACAUGGGGGACACUGAAGACAACUCCACUGUUUUGAACUGUUUUGUGUGUGUGUGUGUGUGUGUGUGUGUGUGUGUGUGUGUGUGUGUGUGUGUGUGUGUGUGUGUGUGUGUGUGUGUGUGUGUGUGUGUGUGUGUGUGUGUGUGUGUGUGUGUGUGUGUGUGUGUGUGCGCGCACACGACUGGCUGCCUUUUGUUCUACACCACUUCAACAAACACCACUAGACAACAUUACAUUACAUUUACAUUUACAUUUAAGUCAUUUAGCAGACGCUCUUAUCCAGAGCGACUUACAAAUUGGUGCAUUCACCUUAUGACAUCCAGUGGAACAGCCACUUUACAAUAGUGCAUCUAAAUCUUUUAAUGUGACAACAGAUGUAACCAUUUAAGCAGAUAUUUAAGGUGAUGGAGGUGGGAGGUGCGACGUAUGAAUAAUCCAUUAAUGUAGAAAAGCUUUUAAAAUCGAUGCUUUCGUCUGGGGGGCCGUAGGUGUGAAGUGUGCAAUGUACUUGAUAGAGAGAGAAAUGGGAAACCAUCGCAUCGUGGAAAUUGUAGUGCAACACUGAAAACCAGGAAAAGGCAUUGGAGUCAAAUGUGGCUCCUCAAGUUGGAACGUAAUGGUUUACCCCAUGUUGGAACGUAAUGGUUUACCCCAUGUUGGAACGUAAUGGUUUACCCCAUGUUGGAACGUAAUGGUUUAACCCAAGUUGGAACGUAAUGGUUUACCCCAUGUUGGAACGUAAUGGUUUACCCCAUGUUGGAACGUAAUGGUUUACCCCAUGUUGGAAAGUAAUGGUUUACCCCAUGUUGGAACGUAAUGGUUUACCCCAUGUUGGAACGUAAUGGUUUACCCCAAGUUGGAACGUAAUGGUUUACCCCAUGUUGGAACGUAAUGGUUUACCCCAUGUUGGAACGUAAUGGUUUACCCCAUGUUGGAACGUAAUGGUUUACCCCAUGUUGGAACGUAAUGGUUUACCCCAUGUCGGAACGUAAUGGUUUACCCCAUGUUGGAACGUAAUGGUUUACCCCAUGUUGGAACGUAAUGGUUUACCCCAAGUUGGAACGUAAUGGUUUACCCCAUGUUGGAACGUAAUGGUUUACCCCAUGUUGGAACGUAAUGGUUUACCCCAUGUUGGAAAGUAAUGGUUUACCCCAUGUUGGAACGUAAUGGUUUACCCCAUGUUGGAACGUAAUGGUUUACCCCAAGUUGGAACGUAAUGGUUUACCCCAUGUUGGAACGUAAUGGUUUACCCCAUGUUGGAACGUAAUGGUUUACCCCAUGUUGGAAUGUAAUGGUUUACCCCAUGUUGGAACGUAAUGGUUUACCCCAUGUUGGAACGUAAUGGUUUACCCCAAGUUGGAACGUAAUGGUUUACCCCAUGUUGGAACGUAAUGGUUUACCCCAUGUUGGAACGUAAUGGUUUACCCCAUGUUGGAACGUAAUGGUUUACCCCAUGUUGGAACGUAAUGGUUUACCCCAUGUUGGAACGUAAUGGUUUACCCCAAGUUGGAACGUAAUGGUUUACCCCAUGUUGGAACGUAAUGGUUUACCCCAUGUUGGAACGUAAUGGUUUACCCCAAGUUGGAACGUAAUGGUUUACCCCAUGUUGGAACGUAAUGGUUUACCCCAUGUUGGAACGUAAUGGUUUACCCCAUGUUGGAACGUAAUGGUUUACCCCAUGUUGGAACGUAAUGGUUUACCCCAUGUUGGAACGUAAUGGUUUACCCCAUGUUGGAACGUAAUGGUUUACCCCAUGUUGGAACGUAAUGGUUUACCCCAUGUUGGAACGUAAUGGUUUACCCCAUGUUGGAACGUAAUGGUUUACCCCAUGUUGGAACGUAAUGGUUUACCCCAUGUUGGAACGUAAUGGUUUACCCCAUGUUGGAACGUAAUGGUUUACCCCAUGUUGGAACGUAAUGGUUUACCCCAUGUUGGAACGUAAUGGUUUACCCCAUGUUGGAAUGUAAUGGUUUACCCCAUGUUGGAACGUAAUGGUUUACCCCAUGUUGGAACGUAAUGGUUUACCCCAUGUUGGAACGUAAUGGUUUACCCCAUGUUGGAACGUAAUGGUUUACCCCAUGUUGGAACGUAAUGGUUUACCCCAUGUUGGAACGUAAUGGUUUACCCCAUGUUGGAACGUAAUGGUUUACCCCAUGUUGGAACGUAAUGGUUUACCCCAUGUUGGAACGUAAUGGUUUACCCCAUGUUGGAACGUAAUGGUUUACCCCAUGUUGGAACGUAAUGGUUUACCCCAUGUGUACCAUUUCGUGUAUCAAUUCAAAUGAGGGAGCUAAAACCAAGAAAGAUGUAAUGGUUUACCCCAUGUUGGAACGUAAUGGUUUACCCCAUGUUGGAACGUAAUGGUUUACCCCAUGUUGGAACGUAAUGGUUUACCCCAUGUUGGAACGUAAUGGUUUACCCCAUGUUGGAACGUAAUGGUUUACCCCAUGUUGGAACGUAAUGGUUUACCCCAUGUUGGAACGUAAUGGUUUACCCCAUGUUGGAACGUAAUGGUUUACCCCAUGUUGGAACGUAAUGGUUUACCCCAUGUUGGAACGUAAUGGUUUACCCCAUGUGUACCAUUUCGUGUAUCAAUUCAAAUGAGGGGAGCUAAAACCAAGAAAGAUGUAAUGGUUUACCCCAUGUUGGAACGUAAUGGUUUACCCCAUGUGUACCAUUUUGUGUAUCAAUUCAAAUGAGGGGAGCUAAAACCAAGAAAGAUGUGGGGAAAUUGUACAGAACAUUUGAACUAGGCUUCAAUGGGUUUUCAAUGUGAAAUGUUCUAUUCGCGAUGAACCCCUUUGCAAUCCUCAGACUACAGAACAACAACACUAGACCUGGGGCUAAAAGUUACUGUAUAGCCCAAAUAACCCAUGUUAUAGAAUUAUAAAGUUAUAGAAUAUAUGAAUAAUUAUGUAAUAUGACAAUAGAUAAUAUUUAUAUAUACGGACCUGAGAAAGAGAAAGGUAUGCACAUGAGGCUGGCCAUAUGCAACUGUACAUACUGCCAUCGUCUGUGUGAUUCAUCAAUUACUCUCGGUAAAUGCAGGUAGGGUUGGUAAUGGAUGAGUCUAGUCUACGGCCUUGGUCCUCCUCCCUUGGCUACUUUACAUAGUCUGCUUUACGUCCUUAAAGUCAAAUACUGUCCUGAAAUUCACCAGCUGGCUUGGUGUCUAUACUGUAAAAGUAGGAAAAUCAGACUCAACUUUUCUUGGUUUCUCUAAUUUUUGUUGUUAGUCAUGUGUCUGUCUCAGGAUAUAUGGAUGGUGGGUUACCCUGUACUGUUUUGUCCCUGGCCUGUCAUGUAUGUCACACCGAAAUUGAUUUGAGUCACCACGCCCAUGACAUCAGUCCGUGUUCUCAAGGACAGGAGCUGUCUGUUACCAGGUUACACCCAUCCCCUUCUGGAUUGGUGUUCUCAAGGACAGGAGCUGUCUGUUACCAGGUUACACCCAUCCCCUUCUGGAUUGGUGUUCUCAAGGACAGGAGCUGUCUGUUACCAGGUUACACCCAUCCCCUUUUGGAUUGGUGUUCUCAAGGACAGGAGCUGUCUGUUACCAGGUUACACCCAUCCCCUUUUGGAUUGGUGUUCUCAAGGACAGGAUCUGUCUGUUACCAGGUUACACCCAUCCCCUUCUGGAUUGGUGUUCUCAAGGACAGGAUCUGUCUGUUACCAGGUUACACUCAUCCCCUUUUGGAUUGGUGUUCUCAAGGACAGGAGCUGUCUGUUACCAGGUUACACCCAUCCCCUUUUGGAUUGGUGUUCUCAACAAACCAAUGUUUACAGUGUGAUGCAAAAGGAAACUCGACCGCAUGUUAUUUCAAACUUGCUUUCUCGCUGCAAGGGAAGAGUAUUGUUUUUUUUUAAACCUGGUUACUGAUUUUGAUUGAAUUGGGACCCAUAACAUGUUGUUAAGUUACUGAAGUGGGGUACUAAAGUUAGCCAGCUAACAUCAUAGUCCUUCUUUGUGAGGUACUUUCUAUGUGGCCUUGGCCACAUGAGCUGUCCAACUGUUGCCAUUCCACGUCAGUCGCAAUAUCACCCGAGAUGUUGACUCGUUAUCAAGCAAAAUCAACCUACAAGUGAAUAAGGGUUGUAAUGAUACAACUGACAGCAUCUGGUCAUCUUCUCCAAAAUGACCAAGCUAUUCUAUUUCCUGGGGGGGAAAUGUAAUUUCAUUUCUGUCGCCCCCGGAUCUUGAAUGUGUUAGAAGAACAUUGCAUUGUAGGUAUGGUGUAGUCAGAGCCAAUCAGAGCCAAUGAGUCAGUCUCAUGCAGCUGCCCCAUGUGGCACAAUGCACCUGGUGUGCACUGGCUUAACAACGGAGGGUUUUCAGAAGAAGCUCCACCCUCAUCCCCAAAUGACAAUGUCCUUUUGUAUGCGUGUUUGUGCCUGUGUGCCUGCGUACGUCUUUGUGAGGGAGGGAGAGGGAACCAAAACGUGGGAGUUUGUGUGCGUACAUCUGCAUAUUGUGCGUGUGUAUGUCCGUGUGUGUGUCUGUCUGCACAUGCAUGUUUGUGCAUGUGUGUAUGUCUGUGCUGCAAACAAAUGUGCGUGUGCAAGUCGAAUUGUUUAUGUGUGCAGAAAUCAGAACAGCUUGCCACUCGCCUGUCUUACGGUUCUUGACCCCUGAGUAUCCUUUCAGUUGAUCUGAGUCAACUCAGCAGGAAUACAGACCUAAUGCAUAGCCUGUCUUACGGUUCUUGACCCCUGAGUAUCCUUUCAGUUGAUCUGAGUCAACUCAGCAGGAAUACAGACCUAAUGCAUAGCCUGUCUUACGGUUGUUGACCCCUGAGUAUCCUUUCAGUUGAUCUGAGUCAACUCAGCAGGAAUACAGACCUAAUGCAUAGCCUGUCUUACGGUUCUUGACCCCUGAGUAUCCUUUCAGUUGAUCUGAGUCAACACAGCAGGAAUACAGACCUAAUGCAUAGCCUGUCUUACGGUUCUUGACCCCUGAGUAUCCUUUCAGUUGAUCUGAGUCAACACAGCAGGAAUACAGACCUAAUGCAUAGCCUGUCUUACGGUUCUUGACCCCUGAGUAUCCUUUCAGUUGAUCUGAGUCAACUCAGCAGGAAUACAGACCUAAUGCAUAGCCUGUCUUUUCGCCCUUAGUCUGCUUAAUUAAAAUGUCUUUCAAAGGAAAAAGUGACAAUGGGCUUUUAUCUACCCACAUUUAUCCUCUACAUACUGUGUCUUCCUAACAAGGAUGUUUUAUUUACACCACACCAGACAUUCAUAGCGUACUGAGAUUUGACAUUCAGAGGCAUAGAGAGAAACUGUCCUAAAUGUCCUGGCCCUUGAAAAAUAACAUUUGUAUUUUUGUGCCGUUGCAAUGUUUUUGUUUCACUCUCCAAUGUGCAUAAUUGACAUUGUAGAUGUUGCUGUUUAUACUGUGUGGGUGUACUCUUGAAAAAAAGGAAACAUUAAAUGCAUAAGCUAAAACUCCUCUGACAUGAAUACACAUGCAUGGGAAAAUGUUAACGACACAGACAUUCUUCUUAGCUUUAUUUUAAUGUGUCACAUUGAUGUGGACCAUUCACCUCUAUUUCAUUAACUUGAUAUACAGUGGGGCAAAAAAGUAUUUAGUCAGCCACCAAUUGUGCAAGUUCUCCCACUUAAAAAGAUGAGAGAGGCCUGUAAUUUUCAUCAUAGGUACACUUCAAAUGUGACAGACAAAAUGAGAAGGAAAUAAAUCCAGAAAAUCACAUUGUAAGAUUUUUAAUGAAUUUAUUUGCAAAUUAUGGUGGAAAAUAAGUAUUUGGUCACCUACAAACAAGCAAGAUUUCUGGCUCUCACAGACCUGUAACUUCUUCUUUAAGAGGCUCCUCUGUCCUCCACUCGUUACCUGUAUUAAUGUCACCUGUUUGAACUUGUUAUCAGUAUAAAAGACAGCUGUCCACAACCUCAAACAGUCACACUCCAAACUCCACUAUGGCCAGGACCAAAGAGCUGUCAAAGGACACCAGAAACAAAAUUGUAGACCUGCACCAGGCUGGGAAGACUGAAUCUGCAAUAGGUAAGCAGCUUGGUUUGAAGAAAUCAACUGUGGGAGCAAUUAUUAGGAAAUGGAAGACAUACAAGACCACUGAUAAUCUCCCUCGAUGUGGGGCUCCACGCAAUAUCUCACCCCGUGGGGUCAAAAUGAUCACAAGAACGGUGAGAAAAAAUCCCAAAACCACACGGGGGGACCUAGUGAAUGACCUGCAGAGAGCUGGGACCAAAGUAACAAAGCCUACCAUCAGUAACACACUACGCCACCAGGGACUCAAAUCCUGCAGUGCCAGACGUGUCCCCCUGCUUAAGCCAGUACAUGUCCAGGCCCAUCUGAAGUUUGCUAGAGAGCAUUUGGAUGAUCCAGAAGAAGAUUGGGAGAAUGUCAUAUGGUCAGAUGAAACCAAAAUAUAACUAUUUGGUAAAAAACUCAACUCGUCGUGUUUGGAGGACAAAGAAUGCUGAGUUGCAUCCAAAGAACACCAUACCUACUGUGAAGCAUGGGGGUGGAAACAUGCUUUGGGGCUGUUUUUCUGCAAAGGGACCAGGACAACUGAUCCAUGUAAAGGAAAGAAUGAAUGGGGCCAUGUAUCGUGAGAUUUUGAGUGAAAACCUCCUUCCAUCAGCAAGGGCAUUGAAGAUGAAACGUGGCUGGGUCUUUCAGCAUGACAAUGAUCCCAAACACACCGCCCGGGCAACGAAGGAGUGGCUUCGUAAGAAGCAUUUCAAGGUCCUGGAGUGGCCUAGCCAGUCUCCAGAUCUCAACCCCAUAGAAAAUCUUUGGAGGGAGUUGAAAGUCCAUGUUGCUCAGCAACAGCCCCAAAACAUCAUUGCUCAAGAGGAGAUCUGCAUGGAGGAAUGGGCCAAAAUACCAGCAACAGUGUGUGACAGAAAACCUUGUGAAGACUUACAGAAAACGUUUGAUCUCUGUCAUUGCCAACAAAGGGUAUAUAACAAAGUAUUGAGAUACACUAAUGUUAUUGACCAAAUACUUAUUUUCCACCAUAAUUAAAUAAUCAAAUAAAUUAAUUAAAAAUCCUACAAUGUGAUUUUCUGGAUUUUUUUUCUCAUUUUGUCUGUCAUAGUUGAAGUGUGCCUAUGAUGAAAAUUACAGGCCUCUCUCAUCUUUUUAAGUGGGAGAACUUGCACAAUUGGUGGCUGACUAAAUACUUUUUUGCCCCUUUGUAGGUAAGACACUGAAUCUGAGUAUUUUAACAGGGGCUUUUACAACAAAUCUACUAUCUUUCUUUCACUCUGCCUCUCAUUACAUUACACUGUCUCUGAGGUGGUAUAAUGAUAAUUUGUAUUAAUGAUAAACUGAUAAUAGUUCUAAUGUCAAACACUUAAUUCGUAUAUUAGUUGUUUGUAUUUCCAAACCAGCUGGCUGGUUUACUUUUUGUAUGCAGCAGAGAUGUAUUGAAAAACCUGUGCUCUUCUUUGUAACACUAAAAAAAUCUAGUAUACAAUUUUGUUUUGGUCUUCUCUAGAGUUGAAAUAAUUGAUUGUUUCUGAUUCUCCUGCUACUGAUUGUAUGUGUACAAGAGGGCUUGUUGUAUAUUCCUUGUAUUGUUUGGGUUCUGUUUUCAGUACGUGACUGUUUGUAACCAGAGUAGAACCAUGUUAACAUGAGGUUCUGCUGCCAUGAAUGGAGCGCCAAGGAUUUUAUCCUGCAUAUUUGAAAUAUGAAUGAGUCAACACAGGGUGCGAUUUUCUCUGGUGCAGCACAUCAUCAGAUAUGUGUCAUUGCAUUUUAAAUCUGCCAGAGUAUCCCCUCCUUGUUGUGGGUUGAAUAACUUGGUACAGUAGGUAGAGGAUGGCAGUCAACACUCUGAGAUUGCUCUCUGAAAGAUAGAGGGGGAGUACUGUAAAUCACUUUCAUGGUUCAAAACCUCACAUGGGCCUUUCCUGAGGCUCAUCAGCUCAGUAGGUAGAAGAACCAUGAUUGAACGGGGACCAGAUAUGCUAUUCCAAGAUUCAUAACAGCACAUAGGUCUGGACAACUAUCUUGACUAUUGAAAUUACCAUUUUAUCAGACUUUCCAGAAUUAUUGUGAGAUAUUUAUUUUACACAUACACUUACAGGAUUGCGCCAAAGUUUUCUCAUCUUAAUUUUUUCUCCUAAAAUCUAUUUAUUCUAUCACUUUAAACUCACAUGUGGAGGUACACUGUGGCAUGAUGAAUUGGAACUAUAUUUCUACACACUAUUCUAAUGUUUCCUAUUUUAGAUUGUAAAUGUCUAGUGGAACAGUGUAAAUGUCAUAUUUUGUGGAAAUAAAAUUAUUGUUGGGCAUCUGAAAAA
This is a messenger RNA of Oncorhynchus keta (chum salmon), 11033 nucleotides long. Its product is annotated as protein FAM102A-like. The transcript is spliced from 19 exons. Bases 337 to 1482 code for a protein of 381 amino acids. NCBI's taxonomy places the organism in Eukaryota, Metazoa, Chordata, Actinopteri, Salmoniformes, Salmonidae. The record is from RefSeq and is a predicted model, not a curated record.